AUGGUGCAUCCGCAUCUCUCUCGUACUAAGCGUACUUUCUUCUCCCACAGUAGCCAAAUGAUUUCUAGGCAUAUCCGCAAGACCAACAGCUUGGCGUUUGUACGUGCAUUGUCCGCUUCCGAAACUGCUGUCACGCCUAGAAGAAAAAGAACUGUCUUUACCGAUGAGUUGAACAAAGGUCCCUCUUUUGAAGAUUUUGUGAGCGGAAAGGCUGCAGAUGUUUUCGUUGAUCCCUUGGAGGCUGCUCGGAAGGACCCGGAAGCCAAACUUCCUAAGUGGCUUAAGGUGCCCAUCCCGAAGGGACGGUCGUUCCAUAGCGUCAAAAAAGAUGUGCGUGAAUUAAAGCUAGCCACGGUUUGCGAAGAGGCAAAGUGUCCAAACAUCAGCGAAUGCUGGGGCGGAAAAAAGUCCGAGGCCACUGCAACCAUUAUGUUGCUUGGUGACACUUGCACGAGAGGAUGCAGGUUCUGUUCUGUCAAAACGAGCAGAACGCCAGCGAAACCAGAUCCAAUGGAACCGGAGAAUACGGCAGAGGCCAUCCUGAGAUGGGGCUUGGGAUAUGUCGUUCUUACCACAGUUGACAGAGAUGAUUUAGCAGAUGGUGGCGCUGCACAUUUGGCCGAAACAGUUAGGCUAAUAAAACAAAAGGCUCCUCAGAUCUUGGUGGAGGUGUUGGGAGGUGAUUUUAGAGGGGAUUUGACGUCGUGCGACACUUUGGCCGUCUCGGGAUUGGACGUCUAUGCUCACAACUUAGAAACCGUCGAAGCCUUGACGCCGCACGUCAGAGAUCGCAGAGCAACCUACAGACAGUCAUUGUCGAUUCUUGAAAGAGCCAAACAGGCAAAGCCAUCGCUCAUCACGAAGACAUCGUUGAUGUUGGGUUUCGGAGAAACUGACGAACAGAUCAUGCAAACAUUGCGGGACUUGCGUGGCAUUGGAUGUGACGUGGUGACUUUCGGACAGUACAUGAGACCUACGAAAAGACACAUGAAAGUGGUGGAGUACGUGAGACCAGAGAAGUUUGACUACUGGAAAGAGGUUGCGUUGGAAAUGGGCUUUUUGUAUGUUGCGAGUGGACCUUUGGUGCGUUCAUCUUACAAGGCCGGUGAAGCGUUCAUUGAGAAUGUUUUGCGUAAGAGAAAGCACAAUGUGGGAGACUCUCCAAGAUUGGCGUAA
Molecule: messenger RNA, 1176 nt
Organism: Clavispora lusitaniae ATCC 42720
Lineage: Eukaryota; Fungi; Ascomycota; Pichiomycetes; Serinales; Metschnikowiaceae
Gene: LAB5
Product: putative lipoate synthase
Biological process (GO): lipoate biosynthetic process
Cellular component (GO): mitochondrion
Molecular function (GO): 4 iron, 4 sulfur cluster binding; lipoate synthase activity
Source: RefSeq, a predicted model, not a curated record